CAUAAAGUAUUAAAAUGAUAUUUUACAAAGACACAGUUACCAUAAUUUCCUACUCAUUAUUUUGUAAAAUAGUAUUUCGAACUCCUUCAGAAAUUCCUAGACAUUGUUGAGAAUUCUCAUCUGUACGUUUGGAGAUGGAGGCGAUUUUGUAAAAAAUAUCUAGUGUCAUUUUAUGGUGAUAUUAUAAAAUAAUUUAUUUUCACUAAGAUUUUUUUUUUGUCCAUUAAUAAUGUACACCAUCGAACAUAUUUCAAAAGCAAACAUGAAAUAAUAUAAUGAAUUUUUCCCAACACUAAUAUAAAACUGAUCAAAUAACAUUGAAAAUUGAUACAAAUAUCAUUAAAAAAAGAACUAUAAACCCAGAUAAACAAUUCAUUUGCCUUUGUUAUGUGAUCAUCUCCUAAUCCCAAAGUCUUUGAUAGUACUUUUAUUACUUUGGUUGCCACUUUUCUUGAUCUUGCGCUGAACUCUAAUCCAGUCCAGCCUCCCUGAAAUUUCGUUCAAAUUCCUAAUUACCUAAUAAUGUAUAUUAAAGGCAUACGUUACAAUAACUUAUUUAUAUAUAAAUAAUCAAUCACCUGCAUUUAUCAGUAUGGAAACUAAUGUUUUUUUAUAUAAAAAACAAAAAUUAUAGGGACAUAUAGUGUUAUACUUAGCCCUACAUGCUAAUACAUGUAAUUCUAAUUCUAUUUCUCAUGUGGUCCACAAUUAUAUUGAAAAUAAUGUCUAAUAACAUUAUAUUUUACAUGUGUCCUUUUAGCAUUAUAGCCUCAGGGAAACGUAUAAUAGUUGAUGUUUAUUAAAUUCACAUUGAUGUACGAAAAUUAAAUUAGAUAGAAAAACAUAAUAUUAUUUGUUAUAUAUUUAUAAUUAAAGAUAUAAAUAAUAUGAGAAAAAAGUAAAAAUUUUAAUUAAAGGUUAGCCAAUAUCAAUCACAUUACUUAUACUCCUAUUGUUAAACUUUAAAAAAAUAUUAAAAAAUCCACUAUAUUAAUAUGACAACAAGUUGACAGUUAGAUAGGAAAAAUGCAGAAGAUAAGAUAUGGAUUUAUAAGGCAUUUUUUAAUAAGAAGAGUAGCAAUCUUUUUUUUCUUAUUUUAUUUUUUAUUACUAAAAAAAUACAUAUAAAUAAAUAAAUAAAAACUAAGCUGUUCAAUUUUCAGUUAUCAUCAACCUCAUAAGUUUUAGACAGACAAAAUUCUAUUUUAUGCAUUUUUAUUUAAGUUAAGAAUAUAAAUCAAAAUUAAGUGGUAUAAAUAUUGGAUUAAAUUGACUGAAUAUCCGAAGAUGAAGAUGUAUCGUCAAAAGUGGUCCAUUCCAAGAAAUUUUGUAAUUUUAUCAAAAGUACUUACUCCUCUGAUUUAAUAAUAUAAAAAUUAAGUAGCUUCCUUUUCAGUAGAGUGAGAAUCCCCAUCCCAUUUUCCACUGUUAGAGAGAGAAAAAGUAGAGAGAGAAGAGUGAGAGAGAGAGAGAGUGUCUGGUACUUUAUCUGCUUUUUAUCAUUUCAUCACUACCACCACCACUACUCUUCUCCUUUCCUUUGCUUUGCUGCUGUUGUCUUCUCUUUCUCUCUCCCUCUCUCUCUCUGCAGAAUUCUCAGACCACGCGAGGAGUAAGCGAAAGUUUCGGUGCUGAUUGGCUGCGCUACUACGGCGAAUGUGAGCCCGAGAUCUGUUGAUUUAGAGUCGACGGAGAAACUUUAACGAUGGGAAGCGUCUCCUCCGACGACGAAGGCGUUUCCGAUCAGCAGAGCGACCGCUGCGGAAGUUACAGCCUCAGUGCCGACGUCAGCGAGUCCGAGAGUUGCAGUAGCUUCUCUUGCAGAAGGUUUGACGCUGAAGGAGCUUCUAGUUCCAUGUCUUCUUCUCCACGUCCCAUUGCCGCUGACAAAUUCUCGUUUUCCAUACCGGUUAUGCUUCCGUUCAUUGGUGGCAAGGGGUUGGUGAGUUGGGACCACAAGCCACAAAAACGAGAUUCCGAGUUAUCUGAGGUUGAGAUGAUGAAGGAGAGGUUUGCUAAGCUUCUGCUUGGAGAAGAUAUGUCUGGAGGAGGAAAAGGAGUUUGUACUGCCCUCGCCAUAUCUAAUGCCAUUACCAAUCUUUCGGCAACUGUUUUUGGUGAACUCUGGAGGUUAGAGCCACUCGCACAGCAGAAAAAGGAUAUGUGGCGGAGAGAAAUGGAGUGGCUAUUAUGUGUGAGUGAUUCUAUUGUUGAGCUUGUACCUACGAUGCAACCUUUCCCAGGUGGGGGAACAUUUGAAGUCAUGGCGAGUCGGCCUCGCUCGGACUUGUACAUGAACCUCCCUGCAUUGAGAAAGCUUGAUGCAAUGCUUCUCGCUAUGCUUGAUGGGUUUUCCAACACAGAAUUUUCUUAUGUUGAUCGAGGUAUAGUUCUUGACAAUUCUAAUGAAGGCAAUGGAUGCAUGAUUGGUGGAAGGCCUUCGAUUAGGCAGGAAGAGAAGUGGUGGCUUCCAUAUCCAAAAGUUCCUCCAAGUGGGUUGUCGGAUGAUGCUCGGAAGAGGUUGCAGCAAUGUAAGGACUGUACCAAUCAGAUACUAAAGGCUGCAAUGGCGAUUAACAAUAACAUGCUUGCAGAGAUGGAGAUUCCCAAAGCAUACUUGGACUCACUGCCGAAGACUGGAAAGGCAUGCCUUGGGGAAAUCGUUUAUCGAUACAUAACAGCUGAACAGUUCUCCCCAGAAUGCCUACUUGAUUGUCUGGACCUCUCAUCAGAACAUCUGACUCUUGAGAUAGCUAACAGGGUUGAGGCUGCUGUAUAUAUCUGGAAAAAAAAGGAUUGUAGGAAACAAUCUAAUGGUAAGAAGGGAAAGCGUUCUUCUUGGGGUGGCAAAGUCAAAGGCCUUGUUACUGACUCUGAGAGAAACCUCGUGUUGGCCCAACGAGCAGAAACUCUCUUACGCAGCCUGAGACAUCGUUUCCCUGCCCUUCCACAGACUGCACUGGACAUGAACAAAAUUCAAUACAAUAAAGAUGUGGGGCAGUCAAUUCUCGAGAGCUACUCGAGGGUGAUGGAGAGUCUAGCCUUUAACAUAAUGGCGAGGAUCGAUGACAUCCUCUAUGUCGAUGAUGCCAUCAAGGAAAGUGCUGCUUCAAAGUCAACGCCAGAUCUCUUUGGUAGAGGUGGCAUCAGUGGUCUUCCUAUCCAGAAAAAGAUGUCUCCCAGUCCUUUCUCCAUACACCAUACCCCUUUUGCCUCUCCUCUUGCUACCCCAACUAUGUUCUCUUCGACAUCACUCAGUGAAAGUCCGGGAAGGACAUCUCUUUCUCUGAAGAAGAAGAACGGUCUCAAGGAAGAAGCAGAUCGAAAUUCUGAUAUGGAUAGAGUAUGGUCAUAUGUCGGGAACCUUAGUGCUAGACGUACUAUUGGCGACGCCCCUGAGCGAGACUGAGCGAAGUAACUUAUCGUCGUUAUAGCUGACAUUAACCUCAAGAAGUUCAUCAAUAUUCUCGAGGAAAUUACAGACUCAGUUUGUGGUUCUUGAUAGUAGAUAUUGGUGGGUUGAGGAGCAUGUAUAUUCUUUAGUAGUAGAAUUUUAGUGAUUUAGUAUAGGUUAAAGUUUUGAUCAGGUUUAUCAUUAUGUUAUUGUAGAUGAAGGGAGAAUACUAUGCAUGUUUUUAUACUUAGUGGUAUUUAUGAAAACUUAAUUAUUCAUCCUCCA
Molecule: messenger RNA, 3679 nt
Organism: Humulus lupulus (European hop)
Lineage: Eukaryota; Viridiplantae; Streptophyta; Magnoliopsida; Rosales; Cannabaceae
Product: rop guanine nucleotide exchange factor 1
Exons: 5
Coding region: 1706-3409 (567 amino acids)
Molecular function (GO): guanyl-nucleotide exchange factor activity
Source: RefSeq, a predicted model, not a curated record